This is a messenger RNA of Rhinocladiella mackenziei CBS 650.93, 1746 nucleotides long. RefSeq lists its product as uncharacterized. The record is from RefSeq and is a predicted model, not a curated record. Bases 1 to 1746 code for a protein of 581 amino acids. Lineage: Eukaryota; Fungi; Ascomycota; Eurotiomycetes; Chaetothyriales; Herpotrichiellaceae. Gene Ontology annotation, biological process: secondary metabolic process. The transcript is spliced from 2 exons. Gene Ontology annotation, molecular function: CoA-ligase activity.
AUGCCGAUCAGAUCAAAUUUCCCUGAUCUCGAUCUUCAGGUCACAGAUAUUUUCUCCUUCCUCUUCAAUCGAAAGGAUAGACCCUUUCCUGACAAUCAAGUCAUUUUUCAAGACGCGGACAAUCUCGACCGCCAAUACACUUUUUCCCAGAUUAAACAAUCCAGUAUUGACUUCGGCAAGGGGCUGAGAGCAAACCAUGCAUUUCGCAAAAGCGAUGUGCUAGCUUUAUACGUCCCUAACGACAUCGAUGUUGCUCCGGUCGUCUUCGGCACACUUUGGACCGGCGGCAUUGUCUCUCCUGCAAAUCCAGGCUACAGGGUCCCCGAAUUGGUGUAUCAGCUCAAAGAUUCCGGUGCAAAAGUGGUUGUGACGCACAUGAGCGUGCUCGACAAUGCGAGGAAAGCAUGCAAGGAAGUCGGAAUCCCCGAUUCCUAUAUCAUCAUCCUAGGGAAAGACCGUGACCCAACUCGAACAUUCAAACACUGGACUCUAGUCCGUAACUUCGAAGGCACAGCUCGAUACCGAACUCCCAAGAUAUCCCCCAAAACCGACCUCGCUUUUCUGGUAUACUCAUCCGGAACAACAGGCAGACCCAAAGGCGUCAAGCUCACCCACUUCAACAUGACGGCGAACGUCCAGCAGGUCAACGGCGCUGAACCCUGGCUGUCCUGGAACGGCUCCAUGGCUGUGCCUGGCAUCCCGGAUCCGCCGAAGGGCAAAGGCGACAAGAUCCUAGCUUGCUUGCCAUUCUUCCAUAUCUACGGCCUCAAUUGCUUAGUGCAUUGCCCGAUCUACACGGGCGCGCACACCAUGGUGUUGGCACGAUUCGAUCUGGAGAAAUGGUGCCGUCUCGUUCAAGACCAUCAAAUCACAUUCAGCUACAUCGUCCCACCCAUCGUGUUACUCCUGUGCAAGCACCCAGCCGUAGACAAAUACGAUCUCAGUUCCCUCCGCAUGACGAACUCCGGUGCCGCGCCUCUGACACGAGACCUGGUCGAAACACUAUUCAAGCGUAAAGGCGUACGCGUCAAACAAGGCUAUGGCCUAAGCGAAACCAGCCCGACGAUCUUCAUGCAACGGUGGGAAGACUGGCUCAACACCGUCGGCUCAACUGGGUGGAUGGUCCCGAAUCUCGAGGCGAAGUUCUGCGCCGUACCGGGAGCGGGCGAAGAAUCCGACGGCACCAAAGAACUUCCCGUGGGACAAGUCGGAGAGCUGUACGUGAAAGGCCCCAACGUGUUCACAGGCUACCACAACAACCCCUCCGCGACGGCCGAGUGUCUUACAGACGGCUGGUUCCGCACCGGCGACGUCGGCUUCCUCGACGCCCAAGGAAACUUGACAAUCACCGACCGCGUCAAAGAACUCAUCAAGUACAAAGGCUUCCAAGUACCUCCGGCAGAAUUGGAGGGCUAUCUCGCGAAUCAUGAACUCAUUGAUGACGUCGCCGUCGUGGGUGUUGACAGCACCGAACUCGGCACUGAAGUCCCUCGGGCCUACGUUGUGCGUAAAGGGGGCUUGUCCGCUGUUCAACCUAAUGAUGCCGAAAUGAUUGUCAAUUGGUUAAACAACAAAGUGGCGAAUCACAAGAAAUUGCGUGGAGGGAUAAAAUUUGUUGAGGCUGUGCCGAAGAGUGUGUCGGGCAAGAUUUUGAGGAGAGUCAUUAAGGAGCAAGCUAAGAAGGAGUUGAGAGAGGAGGAAGAAGCUAGGAUGUACGAGAAGAGAGCGGGUAAGGCCAAGUUGUGA